GAAAAAUAGUUCCUGCUGUUAGUGAAUCGAUGCUUGAACCGAAGCUGUGAAGUUUAGAUGUGCAUUUUAUUGCUCAAUAAUAUUCAUCCUUCCAUCAUCAUCUCGUUCAUGAGCUUUGGAUACCUAAACAUCGGGGUUAUCCUGUCGGUUCGUUCUAAUCUCCGCCAUCGCCAUUCGCCCCGCUCGCAACAUCUUCUCCUCCGAUGGAGGCCAAUUAUGGUAUGUGCAACUUCUGAGGUAUAUAGGGUCUGCCAGGGGUGACGUCGGCCCUUGAGCUUUUCAGGGGUCGUUCAUUCGGCUUGAGAACAGUCUUGGGGACCCACCAGCAAUUGCUUUCAAAUAGACAGCACUUCGUUCCGGAUUUCUCUCUUUUUCCGUCUUCCGCGAUGCGAGGGAUGAUGGGGUGAGGUGACAGUCGCUGGAAGGGGAAUCGCGAUGAUGAGGGAGGAGGGUGGAUCUGCAGCGGAAUCCCAUCCGGCCCAUGGUGAUCUUCAUGAUCGGGGCGGAGGGCUUCAUCGGAUCCCAACUCUGCGAGAAGCUGAUGGGGGAGACCCUCCUCACCGAGUUCGCGGUGAACGCCUACAGCGACGAGAUCAAGCACAUCUUGGAGCCAGCCCGCCAGGCAGAGCAGCACCAGCAGCAUCUCCGGACACCCCUGGGUCGGUCGAAUCCACUUCCACCGCCUCAACAUCAAGUACAACUCCAGGCUCGGGGUCCUCAUCAGGAUGUCCGAUGUGACGAUCAUGCGAUCUGCACGCCGUCAUAUCAGAACACUCGUCCGCUUGAUGCCAUCUCAGCGAUUUCAUCGACGCGUCCAAAUUUAAGAGUCACUUGCACUUCCUCAGUUUGACUGUCCAAUUGCCGCUGAUAUCUUUUUCUUCAAUUUUGUUGCUGAUUAGGUGUUGCUCGGAGAACAAUAAGCGGCUCACUCACUUCUCCACUUGUAAAGUCUAUGGAACAAUAAUUAGGAGCGUCCUUCCAAAGGAUCACCCGUAGACAGGUAUUGCAGUCUGAGGAUUACCUAAAAGCUAAGGACCUAAAGUGAAGGUGCAACCGAAUCUGCAACUCAACCUUCGUGGCCCUACAUGUAUCUGCAUCGACAUUAUGACCACCAGAUCGACUGGAAUAAUCCUCAGUGGAAUGAAUGGUUGUCUCUCUCGCCUCAGCACGUUACCAGGCGGCUCCACCGAGACAAGUAAGCCACAAACCAAACUCAUAGUUCUGUUUACAUACAUGCAUACUGUGUGUGGCUUUUCCCAGGGUUAUAUGAUCGAUCCCAUCGAUCCAAUAAAAAACCCUGCCUUGAGAAACCUGUGGAUUUCGAAACAGUCCGCGGGCAGGGAAAACCAUGGGCAUUUUUCCGCGGCGGUUUCGGGUAACAGGAGUUACGCAUUGCUGCUUGGACCCCACCUUUCUUAUUGCGAGACGACUUUUGCUGCAUGCUCUCCGCCACGGACCACCGAAAUCGGAUGUCAUUGGACCUCGCACGGGCGAUGCCAUUCACUUCUUCGAGCCAAUUGGACAUGACGGCCGUCUGUUCGCUGUCGGAGGUAGACGCAGCCGAGUCCACCAACUUCACCCACAGGAAGUUGGAAAACAUGCGACUGAAACCGAUGGAAUGCGAGGUCGUGAUCCCUCCCCGUCCCUCCGAUUCCGAAAACCACGUACGUACUUUACCACCUCAAAAACCGGCGGCACUCACAGCUCCACGCCCCGGAGAAGGACAUGGGAGCGAUGCCCAUCGAAGCGAGCGGCGCUCUGCUCAUGGUAUCCUCCGUUUCCCUUUCGCUUUCUGACAUUUCUUUUAUGUGAUUUCUGCGGUCCGCCAACGAAGAGCUGCGACGUAGGAGUAGAAGUCGUGACCCAGCAUUUGACGCAUCUUUCAGAGAACUGAGCUAUAUGAUCUUCACGCUCCUGGGUGCUUCGGAGACUUUGCGACCCUCGGGGUUUCGUUGUUUCGCGCGCUUUACCGGCUCGGCGGCCGCCCCAUGAAAAGGUAGGGCAGCGAAGGGAAGAGCAGCGAGAGCAUUACUGUCGUAAUUGAUAAUUAUAGGAAGUGAAUGAUGAAGAUGGAUGGAGGGAAUGGCGUGCCCGGGGGAAUGCUGCCCACCAGCAUGGGCUCUGGAGGAUUGCUAGGCCUGGAUAUGUCUCUCCACCCUCACCAACAGAUGCAGCAGCAACAGCAGCCGCUGCUUCAUCACCAGCUCCAGCAGACGCACCACAUGCUGCCGUUCCAGGCUCCGACAGCCAGUGACGGCGACCGCCAGGCCGAGCAGCACCCCGUGAGGCACGCCCAGUACGUGCCCCCGUUUGGCCACGUCAGGGAUAAACAGCAGCCGGCCAUGAGUUCCGAGGAGGAGCCCAGAUACGGGGACGAGGUCGAUGACCAGGUGGGGCGGGGAGGGAUGUCGCAGCCGUCGCCGUCGGCCUCUCCGUGGCAGCGGAUGAAGUGGACCGACGGCAUGGUCCGGCUCCUCAUCCAGGUGGUCUACCGCGUGGGAGACGACGGCGGUGGGGCGGCGGGGGAGCAGCAGCAACCCCAGGGCACUGUUGCAAAGGGCAAGAAGUCCUCGUCUGCGGCGGCGGCGGCGUCGGCGUCGGCGUCGGCGCUGCUGCAGAAGAAGGGGAAGUGGAAGUCGGUGUCGCGGGCAAUGAUGGACAAGGGGUUUUUCGUGUCGCCGCAGCAGUGCGAGGACAAGUUCAACGACCUGAACAAGCGAUACAAGCGGGUGAACGACCUCCUUGGCAAGGGAACGGCCUGCCGGGUGGUGGAGAACCAGAGUCUCCUCGAGACCAUGGACCUCUCCCCCAAGGCUAAGGAGGAAGCCCGCAAGCUCCUCAACUCCAAGCACCUCUUCUUCCGCGAGAUGUGCGCCUACCACAACGCCGGAGCUUACUCCGCCUGCGCCGCCCCUCCCCCUCCGCAGAUGCCGCCGCCCCAUUCCUCAGAUCAGCAGCAGCACUGCUUCCACCACCCGCCUGGCCGAGCUGACACGGCACUGUCCACGAGGAAGGUUGCAGGAGGUAGCAGGGCUGCCAUCGUCGCCGACGAGGAGGGAAUGGCGGAAGAUAUGGACGAUGACGAUGAUGUGGACAGCGAGGACGAUGACGACUACGAUGACGAGGAUGAUGAUGAUGACGACGACAUGGAAGAACACAACCAUAAGCGCCACGGGCACCACCACCAACACAAGCACGACGAGGUGGGGGAGGACGAGGACAACAAGAAGCACAGGAAGACGGCGUCUCAGACGUCAGCCUCCCCUCCGCUCUCACUGACGCUGUCGUCGCCAUCCAGCUCCGUGCAGCAGUUGCGGUCCGAGAUGGUGGCCAUGUCCGGCGGGGGUGAGCAGCAGCAACGGCAGUGGCUGAAGAGGAAGGCAGCGGAUCUGGUGGAGCAGCGGGUGGCGUACCAAUGCCGGGCCUUCCAACUGGAGCGCCAGCGCUUCAAAUGGCUCCGCUUCAGCACUAACAAGGAACGCGAGAUGGAGCGCAUGAAGCUGGAGAACGAACGCCUCCGCCUUGAGAACGACCGCAUGGCGCUGCUACUCCGACAAAGAGAGCUCGAGCUCAUACAGGGAGGCGGCGGUGGCGGUGGCGUCUCCUCCUCCGCCGAGCAGCAGCUAAUGCUUCAGAACACCAAUGCCAAUCCUAACUCUGCUACUACGGUCUAAAGCUUGUCUUCUUUGUCGCCCCAGGAAAGAUUAAGACGGAGGAGGCUUCAAUGCGCUGCAUCGGGCAAUUAACGUGCACAUUCCUGCCUUUGCAAUAGCAUGAUGGUGUGAUGACCACAAGUAGACGCGAAAACCCGGAAUGAGUUCUUUUAUGGUAUCUUUGUAAUUUUUCCUUCACUUAAGUUUGGCGUUUUACUGUAACGAAGAACUGAUACAUUUUCGUUCACGAAAUUCUGUGAAAUUCAGAAACAAAAGAGUCGAAAAUUCGUGGAAUAUAA
This is a messenger RNA of Musa acuminata AAA Group (dessert banana), 3952 nucleotides long. RefSeq names its product chromatin-remodeling ATPase INO80-like. NCBI's taxonomy places the organism in Eukaryota, Viridiplantae, Streptophyta, Magnoliopsida, Zingiberales, Musaceae. Bases 2061 to 3674 code for a protein of 537 amino acids. The transcript is spliced from 7 exons. The record is from RefSeq and is a predicted model, not a curated record.